AUGAAAGCAGAAUGUGAAUCGGAAUUAAAUAUAUAUUUGUUGUCAAUUUUAAACGAACUCAUUAAUGAAAAAAGAAAUAAACAAAAUUUAAUUGACCAAAUAAUAAAAAAUCAAAAAGGUGUUGCCAGUCAAUCAAAAUGGUGCAAGAAGUGCAAUACAACCAAUAUUAAUAAUAGAAAAUGUAUUUGCCCUAAAUGUAAUGAAAAAUUAGAUACGUUAGCCACGUUACAAGCGGAAUCAAAUAAUGAGUUCAUUCAAGCUAGUAAUACAACUUCCCAAUUAAAACCUAUUAUAAUAAAAUCUAAUCCUCUUAUUCGCGAGCAAAAUAUUUCACCUUUUGAACGCAUUA
Molecule: messenger RNA, 349 nt
Organism: Racocetra fulgida
Lineage: Eukaryota; Fungi; Glomeromycota; Glomeromycetes; Diversisporales; Gigasporaceae
Source: the annotation of a GenBank genome assembly